This is a messenger RNA of Phragmites australis (common reed), 1088 nucleotides long. RefSeq lists its product as uncharacterized. The record is from RefSeq and is a predicted model, not a curated record. NCBI's taxonomy places the organism in Eukaryota, Viridiplantae, Streptophyta, Magnoliopsida, Poales, Poaceae. Bases 311 to 877 code for a protein of 188 amino acids. The transcript is spliced from 3 exons.
GGCGGUAGUAGGGCGCGGGGAGGGGUGGCGGCGCCGGCGUGAGGCUCGGGAGGGGGAGGGCCAGUCUCGUCAUUUCCUCAACCUAGAAGGAAAACUCAAGGGCACGUGACUAUCUCGUGCUAUUCUCUUCCAUUCUCUUCUCCCCGACGAGGAACCAAACCUUAGGUUCCGCCGCCGUCGUCGCCGGCGAGUAUCCCAGAUCUCCGGCGCGCGCCGCCGUGGAUAGAGAGAUUCCUCUCUCCCGCGAGAGUGAAGUCGAUUGGGUUAGCGGUUUGAGGGGGCGAGGUGGGUGGUUUGAGGGAGGAGGAGGAUGGGGUCGUCAGCGAAGGUGGUGCGGCCGGAGGAGGUGCUGGAGUCGCUGAAGAACGACGGCACCAUCGACGCGCUCCGCAUGAAGAUCAUCGCCCAGCUCAAGGCCAACGAGGAUAUGAAGAAAAACACUAUGAUGAUGGUGGAGCAAAGCAAAGUUCUGAACACUCCUGGUGCGGAGAAAAAGACCAAGAGGGAGUUGUUUGAUGCACUUCGGCAGGAACUGGAAACUCCAGUCCUUGAGAAAGCUUCCAAGGCAGUUUGGGAGCUGAUACUUGACAAUGGUGGAUUAGGGAAAGAGAUAACCAAGACCGUUGAGAAAGUCUUCUGCCGGCUCAGUGGGAUUGACAUAAUGCCUCCUCCGCCUUCAGCAGCUGGUGCUCAUCAGGAGAAAGACGACAUGACUGUUGAUGAAGGUGAGAACAGCAAGGAGAUGGAUGCAUCUGAACCAUCAUCAUCAAGAAAGAGACCCUUCAGUGACCUCGGCCGAAAAGGAGGAAGUGACGUGCCAAAUGGCAGCGCUACAGACCAGCAUGAUGAGUCUGAGGAUGGCAAGCAUAAGAUGUGAUGUUUGUUUGUGCUGUAAUUCUUAGGUAUUAGUGGCUGAUGUAGCUCUGGUGCUUGAAUGGUAAGAAGUUGAUGUAGUUUAGAAUCUAGAGUUGUAUGCUAUAUUGAUAUAUGCAUUUUAUACUUCCUGUCUAUAGAGUACUUGUCAAGUUCUGUAAGUGACUGCUAUAGGAUGCUUCGACUUUCAAGAAAGCUAAUUGUCCUUAAGUUUA